GAAGAAAAAAAAAUCCAUGAACUUGUAAACAGGUUAAUUGAGAUUAUCUAAUCUAAGCAACAGAAAGAAAAAAGAAUGCAGAAAAAUGAACGUAACUUUAGAGACCUGGAGGACACACUCACGCUACUAGUAUUCACAUAAUAUGAGCCCUAGAAGGAGAGGAGACAGAGAAAAUGGAAGAAAGAAUAUUUGAAGAAAUAAUGGCCAGAAACUUCCGAAAUUUGAUGAAAAACGGCAUCAAAUCUGCAUAUCCAAGAAGCUCAACAAUCUCCAAGUAGAAUAAACCUCAAGACCAAGACACAUCAUAGUCAAACUAGCCAAAGAUGAAGAAUCUGGAAAGCAGCGAGAAGUGAUUCAUCCCACACAAAGCCCCCACCAGAACAUGACUUCCUAGAACCAUGCUCCCGGAACCAAUGCUGACAGAAUCUGAGGUAACAAUCACUUGUGAGUCAUCAACAGCACUGCCCUAUCAGUGAAGUCAAAGAUUGAAGAAGAACUCUUUCAAACCUUUCAAGUGCCCCCUCCUUUCCUUAAAGUCUUUUAUAGAGGUCCCCUUCUUGGCCAUCUCCAUCCUGUGAGUCAGGACUGAAAGGACACAGACAGGUCACCGACAGCAUUGUUGGGGCAAGCCUGCAAGCACGCAUCACUGGGGAUCUGACAUGACAAUGGCCGCCUGCCCCCUCUGAGGGCUACAGGACUUACCCCGUUGGGAAGCAGCUAAGCAGGUCUGACCAGCCGACCUGGACCUGGCCAAGGGUCCUGUCAUCCCUCAUGGCCACCCCACCAUUCCGGCUGAUAAGGAAGAUGUUUUCCUUCAAGGUGAGCAGAUGGAUGAGGCUUGCCUGCUUCCGGUCCCUGGCAGCAUCCUCUCCCAGUAUUCGCCAGAAGAAACUAAUGCACAAGCUGCAGGAGGAAAAGGCUUUUCGCGAAGAGAUGAAAGUUUUUCGUGAAAAAAUAGAGGACUUCAGGGAAGAGAUGUGGACUUUCCGAGGCAAGAUCCAUGCUUUCCGGGGCCAGAUCCUGGGUUUUUGGGAAGAAGAGAGACCUUUCUGGGAAGAGGAGAAAACCUUCUGGAAAGAGGAAAAAUCCUUCUGGGAAAUGGAAAAGGCUUUCAGGGAGGAAGAGAAAACUUUUUGGAAAAAGUACCGCACUUUCUGGAAGGAGGAUAAGGCCUUCUGGAAAGAGGACAAUGCCUUAUGGGAAAGAGACCGGAAACUUCUUCAGGAGGACAAGGCCCUGUGGGAGGAAGAAAAGGCCCUUUGGGUAGAGGAAAGAGCCCUCCUUGAGGGGGAGAAAGCCCUGUGGGAGGAUAAAACGUCCCUCUGGGAGGAAGAGAAUGCCCUCUGGGAGGAAGAGAGGGCCUUCUGGGUAGAGAACAAUGGCCACAUUGCCGGAGAGCAGAUGCUCGAAGAUGGGCCCCACAACGCCAACAGAGGGCAGAGCUUGCUGGCCUUCUCCCGAGGCAGGGCGUAGCCAGCAUGCAGGUGCAGGGCCCUGUGGUCCAGACUCCCCUGGGUUGGGAUUCAAGUCCAGGGUGAGCCCAUGUGCUGGAGAAAAUACACACUCAUUGGUCUCCUUGCUUUGAAAGAUCCAAUAAAGUCCUGAGGCAAGGUCUGGAAAACCAACUUCUCUGAGGAA
Molecule: messenger RNA, 1638 nt
Organism: Pongo pygmaeus (Bornean orangutan)
Lineage: Eukaryota; Metazoa; Chordata; Mammalia; Primates; Hominidae
Gene: CCDC70
Product: coiled-coil domain containing 70
Exons: 2
Coding region: 772-1473 (233 amino acids)
Source: RefSeq, a predicted model, not a curated record